Molecule: messenger RNA, 1559 nt
Organism: Planococcus citri (citrus mealybug)
Lineage: Eukaryota; Metazoa; Arthropoda; Insecta; Hemiptera; Pseudococcidae
Gene: Arl5
Product: ADP-ribosylation factor-like 5
Exons: 5
Coding region: 703-1242 (179 amino acids)
Biological process (GO): protein localization to Golgi membrane; intracellular protein transport; vesicle-mediated transport
Cellular component (GO): trans-Golgi network; cytoplasm
Molecular function (GO): GTP binding; GTPase activity
Source: RefSeq, a predicted model, not a curated record
AAAAAUGAACGACUUUUUUGAAAAAAAAGAUGGUUGAAUUUUUGCAUGCUGAUAAUUUAUGAUAUCUCGACCAAUUUCAGAUCAUUCGGAGUAAUAUUUAAAAAUUGAUCGCUAAUUAAUGUAAAUUUCAUGUCCUAAAUGCCCGAAUAAUAUUGUUCUGAAAAAUCCGAUCCAUCUCCUUGCAAAUAUUUCAAAGGAAGUUCGAAAGAGAAAGUGUUCGUAGCUCGCCAGUUGAGAAAAAUUUACCUACUACUGCGCGAUACCUACGUAAAUUCACUACAUCACAAUCACACCAACGAGCUUACAGGCUACACUACAGCUCAAGUGAAAGUAAGCAAUACCACCUAGGUGGUAUUGAAGUAAGUGGCGAAAAAGUUUUCAUUACUAAAGUGUAAUUCAAUUAAACGUUAUCAUCGUAAUCUAGUUUGGUGGUUUUCAAUUUUUCAUUGUUUCUAUUUUCAGUAUAAGAAAUAUCGUAUAUUGGUGAUAUGUUGAACGCGUUAUAGUCCGAAGUAAUUUUAUCAAAACGAGAAAACGACGCAUGUUUUAUCAAAUUCUUACUACAAUGUUAUCUGAAAAUCUUAAUACUGGUGGUAUAAAAUGGUAACUGAAAUUGCAAUCUAAUUGUUCCUUGGGAGUAGUUGCCGAUGUAUCGAUAUUUACUCGUACGGCGAGCCAAUUAUUCGCAUAAACUCAAUUAUUAUGGGUUUACUAUUCUCCAAAAUUUGGAGCCUAUUCAGUGCAGAAGAACACAAAAUUGUGAUAGUGGGAUUAGAUAAUGCUGGUAAAACAACGAUAUUGUAUCAAUUUUUAAUGAACGAGGUUGUUCACACAUCACCAACCAUCGGUUCAAAUGUCGAAGAAGUCGUAUGGAAGAAUAUCCAUUUCAUUAUGUGGGAUUUAGGAGGCCAACAGUCUCUACGGGCAGCUUGGAGUACAUAUUAUAGUAAUACCGAAUUCGUCAUAUUAGUUAUCGAUUCUACGGACCGAGAAAGACUUACGGUAACCAGAGAAGAGUUGUAUAAAAUGUUAAACCACGAAGAAUUAUCUAACGCUGCAGUAUUAAUUUACGCUAACAAACAAGACGUUAAAGAUUGCAUGUCAGCGGCUGAAAUAAGCAGGCAUUUAGAUUUAACCUCGAUUAAGAACCAACAGUGGCAUAUUCAAUCGUGUUGUGCUCUCACAGGCGAAGGGUUGUACCAAGGAUUGGAAUGGAUUUGCAGCCAUUUAAGAAAACAAUAACGCAUUUAGCCAUACUUCAUGUAAAGCUACUUAUCAAUUUGAAAAUUCGUCAAUAUUACUAUUCAAUCUGUCUUCUUUUUUAAAGUUUCAUCUCGUCUCAUCAAAGCCAUCGUUUAUUUUCAUGUUUCGCCUUUGUUUUCCCGUUGUACCUACCCUUUUUUUUCCUAGAGAAAAUUUCAAUGAAGAAAUUUCUUAUCGCGUUGAGUAGACCUUAUUUUUCAUGUAUUUACAAACGCGUUUUAUAUUUCUUAUUUUAAUGACAUUCGCAAUUUUAAGCGUGUACAUAUUAAUUAAUAAAUUGUUUUGUUUUUUUAAAA